GGGAACUCAUGUGGCAGUUUGUUGCAGGCAUCCGUGCAGCACGGACCGAGCGCAAUUGGAGAGAGAGAGCAUUGGACUCUGCCCCCACGGACUCGCGAACGUUUCGAGGAAUAUCUUCGACAUCCUCAUUAAGAAGGUCUCCGCGUCCCGCAAGUUUUCCCGAGGAGGAGUUUCUCGAGCGGACACGGGGGCACCGAGUUCGACGAUGUGCCGUGUCUGAUUGUGCGACGAAGGAUAGUUUGAAAAUGUGCAAGAAGAUCCGGGACUGCGCCCUGGACGUUCGCUCAGUACCCCUUCGGUUCGAGGCAGCGGAGAUCUCGCACCCGGAAACUUUGCAGCCGGCUGCGGCCUCCCCGGAACAAUCGUCGCCCCGCAUCUACGUCAGCAGCCUGUACGUGACGAUCGGGCACCGUCGUACCCGGGCUUAAACGGCCGCGACGCUGGAACUAGCCGCGAAUGUUGGCUGCUCGUGUGUCUUAAUAGAGAAUCAUCCAUUUACUUGUGCGGGCCGCACGCGUGCUAUCAGGCCGCCGCCUCGUGGCUGCCAGCGGAGCAAAAACGCCUCGUUCGAAAGGCAUUAAUCAAGCUGAACGCGGGUCGCUCGCGGGGCGAUACGAACCAAUAAACCAUGAUGGCUCAGACGUCGGACCCUGCCCCGGUCCACUGCUACACCAAUCCCUCGUUCUGCCGGCAAUCGGAGUACAUCCCCGAGGAUCAGACGGACCUGCCGCCCCCGCCGCAGUUCCAGGGUGCGGACGACCUGCCGCCGCCGCCGCCGCCGUUGCAGUUGCAAGGCCAGAGCAACCCAGCGUUCCAGGGGCCGACGGAGGCUGGCAGGGUCGAGAACUGCGGGGUGCGGGGGAGGUAUUGCUACCUGGAGGACAACAGGAGCCACGCAACGCACCGCAGAUACGCGAGCGUUCCGGUGGAGGAGCAUCACCCGGUCUACAAUCAGACCUCGCGGUACGAGUACAUACCCGAGGAGCAGAGGGGCCCGCUGCAGAGGAGGGGCUCCUCCAGGUACGACUUCAUUCCACACCAGCAGGUGCAACAGCGUUCCGCAACGGCGGCCAACCAAGACGAUGCCGGGGAGACGCAGAUGCAAGCCUGCCGGAACAACGCCGGAAGGUACGCCGUUGUACCGGGUGACCAGGAGUUCCACGACGAGGACGCUACCUGGACGAAGCACGGCUCGCCCGUUCGCCGGCACAUCGACACGCCGCAGGGUCGUUACAGCCGAGUGCCUCUGCAAGAGGAUGACGCUCCGGCGUUGCCCGAGAGGAACCAGCACGAGAUCUCUCCGAGGAACAAUUUGGCUACCCAGAAGCUCCACGAGAUUCUGACCACUCCUAGGAAACCGAGAUCGAGGUCGGAGGAGAGGACAUUUUCUCCGAGAAGGCAGCAGUCCUUCUGUCAAACCGGAACCCCGCAAAGGAGGGCGCUGACGCCAGGUGGCUCGCCGACCGGUAGAACAUUUAGCCCCAGUCGAUCCACGCCCCAAGGAACGCCGCAUAACAGAACGUACUCGGGGCCUCAGACCUCCACCCCGAACAAAGAAUCCUCUGUUCGAAGAUGUCUACCGCUGCUAGAGAACACCUCGAGACAGGACCUCUGUCCAGCCAGCAAUUGCGGGAGACUGCGAUACGUCGGCACGGCCCCGGUCGACCUUGCGUCGUUGGGUCACGGCGAUCCACCGCCUCGGUACGGCUACGUGGAAAGCGGCCCCGAGUCUGUGCCUAUGGUGUCCGGUUCGCCUAGAUAUCAGGUGAUACCCGCAGGACAGAAGAGGAGCGGCUAUCAAAGCGUGGAGAGCGCGUUCAUCGCUAGAACCGCCGUGGUCCCGCCGUUGUCGCCGCCGCACAGUGACGCUAACACAACCUUGGCCAGCGGUUUGGAGAAAAACGAUAGGAGAAACGCGCCGCUACUAUUGGUGCUGGUCGGCAUCCUGACUUGCGGUCUGGCGUUAUAUUUAUCCUGGACGCAAGGCAGAAGGUUCGUACGGUCUGCAAAACCGGAUCAACCAGCGUCUAACCCGAUGCUAAUCCUCAGGUACUACUACGACAGCGCGGCAGGUUGCGGAGCAUGCUGCACCUUGGCAGGAGCCUGCAGGUCCCUGAGAAGAACCUGGACCGGGCUAGGCCUCGCAGGACUCUCGGCGCUAAGCUGCGCCGGUCUUUUACUGCUUGCCGCGAAGUCUCCUAAGGCCGGCACGCCUCUGCACGAUGUCACAGCUGGAGCUCUUUGCGGAGUCUCUUUAUUGGGUGCUGGGCUAGCACUGAUCGCGCUUCUGGCGCCCAGAUGCAACCUCGGGCGCCACAGGAGGGUGCAUUCCUGGAUCCCCCGUCUGUCGCCUUGACUUUGUAAUCAUAAGUUUCGAUCUAACCGAUGAUCUUUGUAUUUGGAACGCUGAUGUACCAUCGAACCUCGCGGUACCGAGCAACUUCUGCGAGAACAGCAGCGGCGUCUUCGUUCGAAACGAAGUUUCUUGUCGAGAUUGUACUUCAACUUUGGCUGACCUAGCGAAAAGGAUACCGCGAGGAUUGAUGAAGCAAGAGAAUCCUAGUCUGGAAAAUAUGCUGUCUAUGCGAUAAAGAGGCGUUUAUAUGCGAUUACAACGAAGCCAAAUAAAUUUCGUAGAUUAUAUUGUACGUGUAACGUUUAGAGACGAUGCUCAUGAUGUAUGUACCUGGGCUCUCUGUAUUUUGUAUCGAUUUGUUCAAUGGCAAUUAAAACAAUCACUGCGACGACUGUGUCCGAUUCAGUGAACCGUUCUCCUGGAUUUACCAUUCUUCGGUACGUCGCAUAGCGUUUGAUACUAUAGAGGAUUUCGGGGACGGAACCAAUAACUGCUAAAUUAAUUAAUUUUCGAUGUAGGAUCAUUGAUUCGUUUUCAAAGAGUAUACGUAGAUCUCAAUCAACAAAAAUAUACAUUUUUAUUUAAACGAUGAAGUUAAAUUUCGUUCCACUAUUUUAUUAAAUACAACGUUUCUUGACGAUCUUAUUAUUGCAAUUUGUUGUGAUAUAAUCACUGUGAACAGAUGUUUUGUCAGUUUACUGCUAAUGGAAAAAUAUAGUAACUUCUUCCUAAAGUAAAAUUCGUGUAGAAUAAUUACGGUAAAAAAAUUGAUCACUUUUUACUCGUCGAUUGAUAGAUGAGUUAGCUCAGGAGUUGUUGGUUUCGUCCUCGAAUCCCUUGCGGCGAAUGAAACUGAUAUCAAUGCAAUGUUUAAUGUUUCUAGAAGUAUAUAAAAGCGAACGUACUUAUCGCUACCUUUCUUUAAAUCGCUCUAACUAAUUGUAAGUCGAUAGAUUAUUAACACGAAAGCUUAUAAGAGUAUAUUGUUAUUUGCAUAAAAUUAUUUACUCGUUUUGACGGUUCCACAGCGACGAGUUGAUCGUAAUAAAGACCAAAUUAAAGCAGCAA
This is a messenger RNA of Megalopta genalis, 3424 nucleotides long. RefSeq lists its product as uncharacterized. Lineage: Eukaryota; Metazoa; Arthropoda; Insecta; Hymenoptera; Halictidae. The record is from RefSeq and is a predicted model, not a curated record.